This is a messenger RNA of Anopheles cruzii, 1110 nucleotides long. RefSeq names its product constitutive coactivator of peroxisome proliferator-activated receptor gamma-like. NCBI's taxonomy places the organism in Eukaryota, Metazoa, Arthropoda, Insecta, Diptera, Culicidae. The transcript has 4 exons. Gene Ontology annotation, cellular component: nucleus. Bases 1 to 1110 code for a protein of 369 amino acids. The record is from RefSeq and is a predicted model, not a curated record.
AUGGGUGUGCGAUUUUUACAAUCGUUUAUGGGGCGCCAGGUGCAGGACGGCGUAUAUUACGUUCAGAUACCGCGUGAAAUACGCAAUUCGGCUGAACGGCGUAAACAAAAACCGUUAAUACUGAUUGAUCUGAUGGCUCUGCAUCAUUUGUUUAGUGGGAAUAAGUGCAGCGUGUUGUGCGGAUCGCAGGUUAUGCUGUGUGAACAGCAAGCUGCCCAGUUCUUCUCCCAGUUGGUGGAAUCUGGAGCAGAGCUGGUGUUUUUUUGGGACGGUAAUGUGCAGGAAAACAAAUACGACACAUGGAUGACGCGACAAAAUGAGAAGUACACGAGAAUGAUCACUAUUAUCGAUGCAAUCAAUCGAGGGCAAGCCUUGCAGAGAAUUGCUAAAGCUCGCAGUAAUCUUAUUCCGAGCAACACGUGUAUACAGUUGAAGCUCAUAGCUGAGAGGUAUGGACGGGUCAUCGUAUCGUUUCACGCCGAAUGUGAUCAGGAAUUGGCUGCGUAUGCCUUGGAGCACGAAACGUUGGCGAUCAUUUCCAAUGAUACCGAUUUCCUCAUCUUCGAGGGCUGUUGGCAGUUAUGGUCAGCGGAUAUUAAUUUGGAAACGCUUCGCACACGCGCCUUCAGUAAGGAAGCGCUUCGCCGGAAGCUUCAAUUGAGCGUGCCUGGCAUGGCACUAUGGGCGACGCUGUCCGGAAAUGACUUUUACAACUACGAACAGUUGAAACCAUUUCACCAUACUCUUGGGUCGGAACAAGGUCGGUUUCUGAAGUUGGCACAGUACGUUCGGACGUUGCCGAGCGUAGAACAUUUCAACGACGACAACAUCCAGCAGGUCCUGCGACGUGUGUACAAAGGAAGACGGAUUCCCGACGAGGCGGUUGCGUGGUUUAAGCAAAGCUUAGACUUUUACAGAAGCGACCUACAGACGUUUCAUCGAUCGAAGCCCCCACUGGAUUCAAUCGAAACGUUUCUGCUACAAGAAUCUCAGCACUUUAUUCUAAUUUUUGUUGUCGAGGCUCCGAAUUUAAUGAGCAGCCUAGUACAUGACUACGUUAAUGAAACAGAACUCCUCAUCCUCAAUUUACGCAUUCCAUCCCUGAAGUGA